ACUCAGCAGCGGUUAUCAGAUGAAUGGAACCACAGCACGGUGCAAAUGUGCGGAUGACAGCGUCUGUGUAUAGCUCAGCCUGAGGAGGAAUAGAAGUGAUCAAUAAGGCAGACGGACACUGACUGUGUCCUGCUAACUGAAUCUGAAUCCUGCUCUCUGAUUUUCCCCCUACUGCGCUACUUCACUGAACAAAUCCUUCUGAAGAUGGAGUUUGGGGAGAGGAAGAGGAGAAGGAAGUCUCGGAGCUUCAAACUGGUCACGGAUGAAGAUGAUGACGCUUCAUGUGUGAUGAAUCCCAGCUAUAAGGAUCCCAAUGUGGAGCCUAAGGUGGCUGCUGUGCCUGAAGUAGUUUGGCUGGGGGAUGAAGGCAUGGAGAUAAAGAGGCAAAUCACAGGAAUGAUGCAGCUCCUGAGUGAUAAGAGCAGCAGGGCCUAUCACCGUGUGGGAGCAGAGCAGGACAGCUCAGUGACGGAGCCCCCGGAGGCAGACUGUCGGGCCUGGCUACAUCAACCUGCAUCUUUGCCUCUUGUAUCAGAGGACCACCAGAGCAACAGCUGGAGCUCUGCAGCGGACAUGGGGCCUGCAACGACUUCAACCAUAUCUACUCCCAUCCCCGGCGAUCCAGGCUGUUCCCAGUACAGCACACGCUCCAAGGCCCUGAGGAUCCUCAACCACACAAAGGAUGGCAUCAAAGUGAAUGAGGAUAACGAUGUGGUACCACCUGCUGCGUCAGAGGCCCCCUGCUGCCUGUGUAACUGUAAGGGCACCUUGCAGGCCAUCCUGCAGGAGCUGCGUGCCAUGCGGAGGCUGAUGCAGGCACAAAAAGCCACGCUGGAAAGGCAGGAACAGACAGCAUCACCAUGCCAACCUCGUCUCGGUCCAGGACCUGCUCCUCGCCGCAGGCCACGCAAGAGGAGGCCAAUCUAUAAAGUGGCACCGCUGAGUGUGUCUAGUACCAGGAGAGCUGCUCUUAGCCCUCUGGAGGCCUCGCCACUUAUAGCUGCACUUGCAGAAUCUGGAAAGAGGCAAGAAUCAGAGAACCAGCGGGACGAAUCGGCAGCCAACAGACAUCCAGUCUCCUCUGAGGUUUCUGUGCUGCCACCUCGGAACAAUCCAGUGGCUUUUAACAACUCACAGAGUCCUCUCCUGAACCAGUUAAGGGAACCUCAGUCAUCAGAGUCUGAGGUGCGUCUUGCCAAGGAUUACGAUGUGUUUAUCUCAAAAGCUCAGCUGGACUCCAUCCUCGUCAACUACACACGCUCUGGGAGCCUGCUGUUUCGGAAACUGGUGUGUGCCUUCUUUGAUGAUACUACCCUGGCCAACUCCCUGCCUAAUGGUAAAAGGAAGAGAGGACUCAAUGACAAUCGUAAGGGCUUGGACCAGAACAUUGUAGGUGCCAUUAAAGUCUUUACAGAGAAAUACUGCACCGAACACCGAAUAGAGAAGUUGCCCGGGCCUCGGGACUGGGUUCAGAUCCUUCAAGAUCAGAUCAAACUCGCCAGGAGGAGGCUGAAAAGAGAUGCUGCAGAAGAAGUCUUAAAUGGACCUUCUACAAGCUAUGACUACAGCAAACCUGCAAGUGUGAAUGGGACAGUGGUGAACAUGACAGGUUGAUAUGAGGGCUGCAGAAGAUUUCCUGAUAGUCAUCAUUACUUCUCUAACUUGAUCAUUCAUCAUAUUCUGAUU
This is a messenger RNA of Platichthys flesus (European flounder), 1686 nucleotides long. RefSeq names its product BEN domain containing 7 (gene bend7). NCBI's taxonomy places the organism in Eukaryota, Metazoa, Chordata, Actinopteri, Pleuronectiformes, Pleuronectidae. The transcript is spliced from 10 exons. Gene Ontology annotation, molecular function: DNA binding. The record is from RefSeq and is a predicted model, not a curated record. Bases 205 to 1614 code for a protein of 469 amino acids.